CGUGAUAAGGGAAUUUUAUGUUCAUUUCGUUUUCAUAUUAGUAGAAGUAAAGAGCUAAGAGUUAGUUAAGAGCAAAAUGAAAGCUGCUUGUUGCUUAUUCACAAUAUGGAUUUCUGCUGUUAUUGCAGAAAGGCAGUGUUCCACCAUCUCUCCCGGAAAAGAUCCCAAUUGGUCAAAGAUAAACAGUUCCUGGUAUAGUAUAUUUGAUAUGCCAGAAAGUGCGGGUAGCGUGGAUUGCUAUCAUUGGCUAAGUGUUACUGGAACUGAAUAUGGGUUUUAUGCUGAUGUAUCUGCCAACAAUCACGGAUACGACAAGCAAACUUAUCAACUUCAUUACACAAAAGUACGAACAGGUGUUUAUACAUUGGAUCCAAUCAGAACAAACAAACUGGUGGAAAGUAUGAUGAAAGCCAACGAACAUAGGAACACGCCGGAUUUAGAAGACAAAUUAAAAGCUGGUAAACAGUUUUUCAGUCAAUUAGAGAUGGCAAUAUUAACUGACGAAGAGAAUUAUUUCAUUCCCGUAAUGUGUACCAGCGGAGGGUUUCUUUCUUGGAUGAUGGUCAACACACCAAAACCCACCGUUAGUCACACUGCGCUUAUCUGGAACGCAAUGGCAGAACAUCAGGUUUAUGGGCCUGUGGAAUAUACUUGGCGUUGUCUGGAGCAGGAAAGAGAAAACUAAAAAGUCUGAUACAAUAUUCUGUUUUAAUAUGUUUGCUUUUGCGAAAUAAAGAUUUGACGCACUAGAAAUUAUCCACUGCGAACAUUUUCAGGCCUGAAUUUCCUACAUAAAACAUAAACCUGAAGCACUAGGUUUCUCAUGCUGUCGUUUCCG
This is a messenger RNA of Styela clava, 838 nucleotides long. The record is from RefSeq and is a predicted model, not a curated record. Lineage: Eukaryota; Metazoa; Chordata; Ascidiacea; Stolidobranchia; Styelidae.